Thunnus maccoyii (southern bluefin tuna) is the source of this 2195-nucleotide messenger RNA. RefSeq lists its product as uncharacterized. NCBI's taxonomy places the organism in Eukaryota, Metazoa, Chordata, Actinopteri, Scombriformes, Scombridae. Bases 357 to 1139 code for a protein of 260 amino acids. The transcript is spliced from 6 exons. The record is from RefSeq and is a predicted model, not a curated record.
UUCACCUCCUCCUCCUACCUCUUCCUCCUUCCUCCCUUCUUAUCAGUGUUUCUUAUUUUCCCCACCCCUUUCUGCCUCUCUUCACCCAGCUCUCUUUGAAGGGAGGAAAUCUGCACUUUUGCACAAGCAGCAACAGCAGCAGCAGGCAGGGGAUGAAGUGAUUCACUGUAUGGCGAGAGAGAGAGUGAGAGAGAGACAGAGAGAGAGAGACAGAGAGAGAAAUUGAAGAGUUUUACACCUCUGCACUGUUUCCUUUCUCAUCAGUUUUUCUGUUGUUGGCGUCUUGAUCUGAUUUGUGUCAUCUGCUCUCUUGUCUGUCUAUUUACUUCCUCCACUGGUUCUUCAUUACUUCUGUGAUGGAUCUCAGGACUGUUGUGACCAUCUCCACACUUUUACUCAUGACUGUUGACCAAACAGACUCAACCACCACCAUGGCUCCGGCCAACAACACCACCAACAACACCACCAACAACAGCAACAGCAACAGCAACAGCAGUAACUGUAACUGCCAUAGUACUACUGCUCUCCCCAACACCAGUAGCUCUACAUUUGCCCUGGGCUAUAUCACAAUCAAAUGGAUAAAGACAUGUCAAGGAGAAGUCCACAUGAUCCUCAAUAAUGCCUCCAACUUCUCCUUACCGUUCUGCAACAGCAGAAAGACAAACGUCCAGAGUCUUCUUAGUAAUGUGUGUGAGAGCAAGAAAGGUUGUGAAAACGUCCUGCGCUGGGAGGAAAGCAGAAAUACGCUGGGUUAUAACAUAACUGAAAAUGGACAAAUGGAGAAAACCAACUGUAAGACACUGAGGGUCCAAUGCAAAGUUGAAGUUGUCCCAGAUGUACAGGGGCAGCUGCAGGGCUACAAAGUAGUGACAGCUUUGCUCUGUUGUGUGCUGAUGGUCCUUUUACUGAUGCGCUUCACCAGACCCACCAUCAAAGCCCUGCAGAGGAGAUUAUCAGACAGGAGGCAGAAUCGCUGGAUUGGCCCAACGCAGAGUCACAGCGUGUCUUACCACCGAGGGAAAACUGCAGUGAAAAACAAUGACGGAGAGAAGAGACUGUCCUACCCUGCUCUGGAGCGUCUGACAGUCAGUGACAGCAGAGAGCCUUCAUCCAACAGGAACAGUGGCUACAACUUCUGACACACCUUCUCCUCCUCCACCAUCAACAUCAUCAUCCUCUAUAUGUGGGCUGAACAUGUUUUCAUUAGUGAUUACUUCUGGAUUGUAACUUAAUGCAGGAAUAUCACUUCUGUUUGCAGAGGAAUUACUCACCACAUUUUUCAAGAUCAUGUAAAAGUGAUAAUUGAUCUCUUGAUACACCUACAUUAGCUGUAUCACAUUCAAAUUUCUGUCAUGACCAAUAGUCAGUACUUAAAACAAUCAAAGGGUAGAGUCCAAACCAACCUAAACCAUCCUUUUAGGCUAGCCUAAAUAUGUAUAAAUGAGACUGGAAAAAUACGUCAGAACAAGUUAUACUGUAAAUAUGAAGUUAAAUCAAGAUGUGAUUUUUUGAAGACAAUCUUACAAUAUUUUGGGAAACGUACUUACUGUAUUUGCCAUCAUUGUGCUCAUUAUGUUUUGGUAGCAGCAGUUAGCAUUGGCUAACAAGCGUUGGGUGCAGUGACUGCGCUGGAAAUGGAGUUUCCAGUUUUGAGCUCUGCCCAGGUGAUUCUUGGAUGUAUCCAUGACUAGCUCUUUUAUUAACAAGCUAAAACAUGUAAAUCACACAGCUUUGGAGUUAAAAGGUGUAUUUUCCCUUUUAGCUACUAGCAGCUUCACCCUUUUUCCAGUCUUGGUGCUAAGCUAGGCUAAACACUUUCAGGAUCUCUCCCUCUACUAGACAAUAAAACUGAGAAACUGAGAACUGACCAGCAAGAGGAUUUAAAGAUAAUUUCCCAAAAUGUCUGGAUCCUUUAAUCAGAAAAAACAUAAAACAUCUCAUUCACUGACACUGUAACAUACUGACAUUUAUUGUAUUAUUUCUUUUGUUGAUUAUCGUUUAUGAUUUUUGAUUAAAGUUGUCAAUCUUUAAUGUUCAGUAUGAUGAUCUUUGUGUUUGACCUGAUUUGUUGUCUUUGAAGUAGGUGAAUGGAAAAAUUGUGUAGUUUUUGGAGAAGACAGAAAGACAAAGAGAGGUGGAGGAGAGAGUGAGAGACGAAGGUGGUUACUAAGUGCAGAGAUGUGGUUUCCUCUGCC